Messenger RNA from Cydia strobilella, 1041 nucleotides. RefSeq lists its product as uncharacterized. The coding region runs from base 1 to 1041 and encodes 346 amino acids. NCBI's taxonomy places the organism in Eukaryota, Metazoa, Arthropoda, Insecta, Lepidoptera, Tortricidae. The record is from RefSeq and is a predicted model, not a curated record. The transcript is spliced from 3 exons.
AUGGAAAGUAAGCCUGAUUCUGCUGAAGCAUAUGAUUUAUUGAAAAAUAUUGAUAGAGCUGGUGGGCCUUAUAACAGAUCAACAAAACAAUUAUUAGCCAUUGAUUCUAUGAUUGUACAGAGAAAUAUACUACUUCCCAUUUCUCAGGAAAAAAACCUGCCUACACCCGAGUAUACAAUGCCAGUUAAGAUUCAUUCUAAAAUAAAUUUGUUAUCAAACAGUGUACCUGAUCAAGAUGUAAAACUUGUCCCCGAAUUGCUUACCAGUCCACCCUUGCGCGAGAGUCCGUUGACUGAUUAUUCUGCAGAAACCGAUAGAACUCAGAUCAAAACGACUGAACUAACUGAAGUGUCGAAUGGCUCUCAAAAAAAUACUAUAAUUUUCGGUAGUCAAACCGGCGACCAUAACUUCACAAUAUACGUAAAACAGAGCGAUGUGAGAAAUUUAAAGCUUAACAUAGAAGUCAAAAAUGUAUAUGGCUCUAUGAUUGAAGCAAAUCAUAAUCAUUAUGUAAAAUCAACGACAUCGGUCGUAAAUACUCCCGAGUACGACUUCCAGGACUCCUCUAAGAACCGAGCUGAAACCAAAAACUAUCACGAAGUACUAACUCUCACCGAGCCAUGGCGUCCACAAAUCUCCUAUGAGCAAUUACAACCAAAAGCCAACGGCCAAGUAGGAGUUUGUCGAAGUAAUUGCUGCCCGUGUUCCAAAACAGAAGGUGCAGCACCCAUUUAUGUUGACAAUAAUAACUACUUUAUAUUGGUGCCCCCAGAAGAUAUGAACAAGCAAUUAUUAAGGUACCACUGCGCUUGCAAUAUGGAAACUACCCAAGAAACCAAUCGUGAGAUGCCCGCUUACGACGAGUUACCGAAUGUUAAAAACCAUAUUAUUGGUAAACUAGACGGCAAUACGAGUUCACCAACAGACACAAGCGACUUAAAUGAAAAUUUGGAAAGAAGUAAAGAAUGCAUCAUCAAAGUCCAAAUUCAAUCAAAGCAAAGCAGUUGGAGCGCGUCACAGAAAUUCGUGACCUUGGACUAA